AUGUCAGCCUACAGACCCCCAGGCAGCACCAUGGAAUAUGCCUUAGACCUAUUUAAUGCUGUGAAGGAGAUUUGUCUUCACUACCCAAAGAGUAUCAUCAUCUUAGGUGGGGAUUUAAACACUCCAGACAUUUCUUGGUCUACAAACUCUAUUACUGGUCAUCAGUGUAUUACAUGUAAGUCUAUAAAUGAACACAUACUCAACCUAGAAAACGAACUUGGUCUUAACCAGAUCGUAGACUUCCCAACACGGAAAGAGAACACACUCGAUCUUUUCUUCUCAAAUAGACCGUCCUUCAUCGAUAGAUGUGAACCCCUUCCAGGAAUCAGUGAUCAUGAAGCUAUUUUUGUGUCUUUGAACAUCUCUAUAAGCCGCAUUAAACCCCCCAGACGGCGUAUACUCUUAUGGAAAAAAGCAGACAUAGAAGGUAUUAAAAACAGUGCUACCACCUAUUCAGGGGAAUUUUGUCAUGACUUUUCAACCUCAUCUGACAUUAACCAAAUGUGGUCCAGUUUCAGCACAUGGUGCUCGGAUACCAUGACUAAGCUUGUACCAUCUCGCAUGUCCUCCCAGCGGGUAACACAGCCGUGGGCAAACAGGGAUGUACGCAGGUUGUCUCGUGCUAAGCGAAAAUGGUUUAAGAAGGCACGCAUAUCCGGUUGCCAAUUUGAUCGGGACAACUACACAAGUCUAAAACAUGACCAACACCGUUUAUGCAGACAAGCUUAUAAUAAGCAUAUAAGUGAUAUGCUCUCUGACGAUACUGGUGGAAAGAAAAAAUUCUGGUCGUUCAUUAAAAGUCGCCGUACAGACAUGUGUGGAGUCUCCCCCCUUAAGAAGGACGGACUCACUCACAAUGACAGUGCCACAAAGGCUGAUGUUCUAAACAGACAGUUUGCAUCCGUCUUCUUUCAGGAAGCUCCAGGAGACCUGCCCCCACUUGGGCCAAGCACCAUCCCUGAUGUGCCAAAGAUCACCGUAUCAGUCAAUGGUGUUGAGAAGCUGUUGAAGUAUGUCAAUCCUAGUAAGGCUACUGGCCCUGACAACAUUCCAGGGAAACUCCUCCGCGAGGCUUCCACUGAACUUGCACCAGCCAUGACUCUACUCUUCCAGGCAUCAGUCGAUCAGGGACGAAUCCCAGAUGACUGGAAAAGCGCCAAGAUAGCUCCAGUCUUCAAGAAAGGAGACCGCAGCCAGCCUUCAAACUACCGUCCAAUCUCCCUCACUUCAAUUUGCUGCAAGAUUGCCGAACAUAUUAUACAUAGCUCUAUCAUUACACACCUGGAUGACCAUAAGGUAUUAUCAGAUUCACAGCAUGGUUUUUCGAAAACGACGUUCCACCGAAACACAACUCAUCCUGACCAUAAAUGA
Saccostrea cuccullata (small rock oyster) is the source of this 1371-nucleotide messenger RNA. RefSeq lists its product as uncharacterized. Gene Ontology annotation, biological process: cell adhesion involved in heart morphogenesis; larval heart development. Gene Ontology annotation, molecular function: catalytic activity. The record is from RefSeq and is a predicted model, not a curated record. The transcript has a single exon. Lineage: Eukaryota; Metazoa; Mollusca; Bivalvia; Ostreida; Ostreidae. Gene Ontology annotation, cellular component: extracellular matrix. Bases 1 to 1371 code for a protein of 456 amino acids.